UAGUUGUUCUGCCACAGUGAGAUAGCAGCAGCAAUCACUUCCUAGAGGAAGUCUUUCCCAAUAUCUCACAUUUAGUCAACAUAGCUCACACUUGAAGCCAUCUCUGUUGCUAUUUAGACGUAGACUUUAGAAUUGUUGACUAAAUACUACACAUAUUUACAAUGGAGUCUCAGAUGAACAAGGUACUUACAGAAGUAGGAGAAAAUCCUGAAGUGACUGGUGUAAUUUGCACUGACCAACAUGGUCUCUGUCUUGGAGUGAAAGGAAACCUGUCAACAUGCCAUGCUGGUCUAAUUACAUCCCUUGCUCAUUGUGGUCGUUCGUUACGGCAAGAUGAAACUCAUUCACCUGUAAUCACAAUGGAAUCUGAAGGAGGACAAAUAUUGAUGCUAAAAAGUACAGAAAAUGUCUCAUUUGGUAUCAUGAAGACAGCACCACAGAGCUGGCAUUAAUCUUAAAUUUUGUAAUAAACAAAAAUCUAAAAAAUAUUUUUUUUUUUAAAUCCUUUCAAAAGUUGCAAUGUGGACACUUUUCCAGUUUAUGUAAAAUAUAAUUUGUAAAACUCAAAUACUUAUGAAAAAAUUUUAUUAUUUGAGGUGAGCUUUAUUUUUUUGAAAAAUAAGCACCAAAAUGUAAUUAUGGCAUUUAUUAAAAUACAAGCAUUUUAUUUGCCAUUGAAGACUGACAUACUGUAGUAGUGCACAUAUUGUGUAUUUCUACUGCAAUUGUCUUUUAAUUAUCUUUUCUAAAUUAUGUAUGUUUUCUUUAUUAAUGCUCUAUAAAAUCAUAAAAUUUAUAAAUGCUAUCAAACUA
This is a messenger RNA of Octopus bimaculoides (California two-spot octopus), 813 nucleotides long. Its product is annotated as ragulator complex protein LAMTOR5. The record is from RefSeq and is a predicted model, not a curated record. Gene Ontology annotation, biological process: negative regulation of apoptotic process; cellular response to amino acid stimulus; positive regulation of TORC1 signaling. NCBI's taxonomy places the organism in Eukaryota, Metazoa, Mollusca, Cephalopoda, Octopoda, Octopodidae. Gene Ontology annotation, molecular function: guanyl-nucleotide exchange factor activity. Gene Ontology annotation, cellular component: cytoplasm; lysosome; Ragulator complex.